This is a messenger RNA of Symsagittifera roscoffensis, 1954 nucleotides long. RefSeq lists its product as uncharacterized. Gene Ontology annotation, cellular component: membrane. Gene Ontology annotation, molecular function: monocarboxylic acid transmembrane transporter activity. Gene Ontology annotation, biological process: transmembrane transport. The transcript is spliced from 4 exons. Lineage: Eukaryota; Metazoa; Xenacoelomorpha; Acoela; Convolutidae. The record is from RefSeq and is a predicted model, not a curated record. Bases 361 to 1797 code for a protein of 478 amino acids.
AGGUUAAACUUUGCAUAGCUAAGUACCAAGCAGCUUUCAGUACAGACAAAUAAGUCAUGUCAUUAAAUCACGAGAACUGACAAAUAAACUAAAUCGAUAAGCAAACUGUUUUAUAUCCAAUCGAUGACAACUUAGAUAUAAAUCAUCGGUUUACAAUUGACUUUGAGAGCACGAGGAAAAAAUCAUUGUUAUCAAAAACUGAACUUUGAAAUUGCUAACUAGCUUCCUUUCUUCCACACUCAUAGGCGCAGUACUGAUUCCUUUUGAGAACUAAACUACUCUUCAAGACAACAGGGUUGAUAAAAAACAAUUAGUACUUAACUAAUUGACCGUGUCUUCGUGUUCUAUCUAGUUCUACAGAUGACGAGUGGUAAUACUUUGAAAGACUAUUUGGUCGCAAUUUCCCUUGCAUUCAGCUACGCAGUCGUCUCAGAAAGCUAUGCCUCCGGUUUCUUCCAGGCCGCCUGGCUCGACUCUGGACUUCUCAGCUCCACCGACGCCUCAAUCAUCAACAGCACUGGAUUCGCAGUGGAACUGCUCUCCAUUCCCCUGUUGCAACUCAUAAUCAUCAAGCACAAACUGAAACCCUGUACUACUCUUGCUAUAUGUGGUACUCUGAUGAUCAUUGGCUUCCUUGGAUCCAGUUAUUCCCACUCGUUCUUGACGCUUCUGCUGUUCCGGGGAACAAUCACUUCUCUUGGAGUCGGAAUUUGCAUAGUUUCCUGUUACACUGGAUUAUAUCAGUCAUUUAGGGAUGACCAGUUAGAUGUCUUCUCCGCCAUUUUUCUCAGUGGAACAGGAUUAGGACUCCUUAUCAUCUACGUCACGAUCGCCCUCUUCAUGGAGGACGGAGGGUGGGAAGUGGUGAUGCGAAGUCAACUAUUCUUCGUAAUCAUUCUCUACAUCACAGCCAUCAUCAUUUCUCCACUUGUGAUGAAACCCAGAAGAUCUCUUGUCACAGAUUCCCAAAAGUCAUCCAAAUCUAAACUUGACAACCCGGAGAAACCUUUACUUUGCAAAAGCGAAAACAAUACACACGCAGAAAUCGAUCACAAAGAGGCGGCACAAAUACUAGAAAACAUGUCAUGUGAGAAACUGUUGCAAAGCGGCACCUCGCUUUCACAUAUAAACACUUGCUCCAGCAAAUCCUGCUCGCUCAAAAGCCAGUCCAAAGUCACAGUUAUGGAACUAUUGGGAUACUUUGCUACCAAUCUCCAGUUUAUCUUGUGCUGGACCUCGUUUGGAUUCGGGGGUUGCAGCUUCGACGCUCUAAUGUUGCACCAUCCGGUUCGGCUGGCCUCUCUUGGAAUCAAGUCCGGACCCCGGAGUCUGGCACUGAAUGGUCUAAUGCAGAUUCUAGCCAGGGUUCCGGUGGGGAUAAUUGCGACUAAGGGGUAUAUUUCCCCGAUUAGGAUGAGUCAGAUUGCCAAGCUGUCGUUGGUAGUUUCUACACUAUUGUGCAACUUCAUCACUGGUCCCACUUAUCAGGGUUGCUUUUACUUCUUCAUCGGGAUUUGGGGCAGCGUGAUCAACAUCGCCGAUUUUCUCCUCAUCCGGGAAAGCGUCUGCGUCCAUCGAGAAUUCGGAGCUGCGCUGUUCAACUUGCUCAAUGGAUGUCUCAAUCUACCCAUUAUAACCCUACUGGGCUACCUAUUCGAGCGGUAUGGAGAUUACGAUGUACCUUAUCUAGUGGUUGUAGCGUUAUUUGUCGUGUCGUUUCUUCUAUCAGUGCUUUAUGAAGUGGUGCUACGACGGAACAGAAAAUGGUUGAAACGGCAACAUGAACCUCUUAAUUAAGAGCUGAAAACAACUUUACAUAUAGCUCUAAUUAACUCACAAAUCUUUGUUCUCACACAAAAUAGUGAAGUAAUCGCUAUUCUUGUAUUUCUAAUUUUCUAAAUCGAAAAUCGCGGGUAGGCAUUAUUCUGUUAAGCUAAACCAGUGAGAUUUCUAA